AUGCCACCCGUGCCGUGCGUCAGCUGCAAGACUGAGCGAGCACUCAUCAAGAGGCCCAAGAACCACGACAAGCUAUGCAAAACCUGCUUCAUUAGAGUCUUUGAGGAUGAAGUGCAUCACACCAUCACAUCGUCUCGACUAUUCCAGCCUGGCGAGAACGUGGCAAUUGGUGCCUCGGGGGGCAAGGAUUCCACGGUUUUGGCUUCGGUCUUGAAGACCUUGAACGAGAGGUACCACUAUGGCGUCAACUUAUUGUUGCUCAGCAUCGACGAGGGCAUCAAGGGCUACCGGGACGACUCGCUCGAGACUGUCAAGCGCAACGCGGUCCAGUACGAAAUGCCGCUCAAGAUUGUCGGCUACGAUGAGCUCUACGGCUGGACGAUGGACCAAGUCGUGGAGACGAUAGGGAAGAAAGGCAACUGCACCUAUUGCGGUGUCUUCAGGCGACAGGCGCUCGACCGAGGCUCCAAGAUGCUUGGGAUCAAGCACGUAGUUACUGGUCACAACGCCGACGAUAUGGCCGAAACCAUUCUAAUGAACCUCCUCCGGGGAGAUCUGCCGCGUUUAUCGAGGAGCACAAGUAUUGUUACCGGCAGCGACGCAAGCGACGUCAAAAGGAGCAAGCCGCUCAAGUACGCAUACGAGAAGGAGAUUGUACUGUAUGCACACCACAAGAAGCUGGACUAUUUCAGUACAGAGUGCAUAUACAGCCCGGAGGCUUUCCGUGGAAGCGCGCGGAGUCUGAUCAAGAACCUGGAGAGAGUGCGGCCAAGCGCCAUCCUCGACAUCGUCAGGAGCGGAGAGGAUAUGGCCCGUCUGGUGCCAGGGGCAGCCCCCGACGCUUGCGGCUGUAAUGGCAAGUCUGCAAAUGCGACAUCCGUCGCCGAUCCAGACAGCAUUGGAGGAUGUGGUUCAGUGGCUGGACGCUCGAAUGUUGGUGAGAUGGCGGCAAUGGAGAAACAAUUACGAGAGAACGACCUCGCCUCUGAGAAGGAGUUAGAGACCGAAGUCUCGCUCGCAAAGAUCGCUUCAAAUACUCCAUCGACAGUCAAGGCCAUUCCCAUCAUCCCCAAGCAGAAGCUAGGAUCCUGCGAGAAGUGUGGCUAUAUGUCGAGCCAAAAGCUGUGUCAGGCCUGUAUGCUUCUUGAGGGGCUCAAUAAAAACCGAGCCGAAGUCGUCUUAUGA
Molecule: messenger RNA, 1185 nt
Organism: Microdochium trichocladiopsis
Lineage: Eukaryota; Fungi; Ascomycota; Sordariomycetes; Xylariales; Microdochiaceae
Exons: 2
Coding region: 1-1185 (394 amino acids)
Biological process (GO): tRNA wobble position uridine thiolation
Cellular component (GO): cytosolic tRNA wobble base thiouridylase complex; mitochondrion
Molecular function (GO): tRNA binding
Source: RefSeq, a predicted model, not a curated record